Molecule: messenger RNA, 788 nt
Organism: Spinacia oleracea (spinach)
Lineage: Eukaryota; Viridiplantae; Streptophyta; Magnoliopsida; Caryophyllales; Amaranthaceae
Exons: 2
Coding region: 255-623 (122 amino acids)
Source: RefSeq, a predicted model, not a curated record
UGGACCAGGGUAUUAUAGUCUUUGCGUUGUUGCGUGCGAGAAGUUGCUUGUAACUGUCACGUGCUUUCCUAAUUAUAUAUAUGUUUUUUUUUUAAUUUCCUUUUUCCCGGCUUUUGAACUUCUCACUCAACUUCUCUCUCUAAACUGUUUCCCAACUUCUCUCUGAAUUUCUCUCUCCAUUUCAAAUUUAAUUUCAGUGAUUAUUUUCAUCCAUUUGCAUCAAAUUACUCUUCCGAUCUUCUUUUUUCUAAAAAAUGGUGAAGAAAGCGGCACCGAAGAAUCCGGCAGCGAAGAAACCGGCAGCGAAGAAACUUGAAUUCGACAAUUCCGUCGCUGAAAUGGCUGUUGAAGCUCCUCGAAGGCGAGGAAGAAGGCCAAAUGCUGUUUCUGAAGAAAUUCCUGUUGCUAAGGAAUCUGUGUCUAUAAAGAAGAACAAAAAGGCUGGCAGUCCGAAAUCAAAAGCAAUUGCGCUUGUAUCUGAAAAAGAACCAAUUGAAGAAGAACAACCUAAUCAACUAGUUUUACAAAAUUCUUCUCUGGUUGACGUUCCACAGCCUGAAUCUCAUCAACUUCAUUCACAAGUUUUGAAAGAAGUUGGCGCUGAUGGCCUGCCUAUCGUGUAAGUGUUAGUUUAAUUUAGUUAAUUGUUCUAAAUAGUUACUAUAUGUUCAAAAUAGUUACUAUGUUCUAAAUAGUUACUAUAUUUUUUAAAAUAGUUACUAUAUGUUGUAAACAGUUACUAUAUGAUUCCAAAGGUUACUAUAUGUUGUAAACAGUUACUAUAUGAU